AUGGAUAUGGUGAUGAAGUUGGGAGCACAAAGUCCUGUGGUGAUAUUUAGCAGAAGUACUUGUUGCAUGUCUCAUACUAUCGAAAUAUUAAUCCGAAAUUUCGGAGCAAAUCCUACAAUUUAUGAGCUUGAUAGACUUAGUAGUGGGAGGGAAUUGGAGAGGGCAUUGAUUGAAUUAGGAUGUCAACCAAGUUUUCCUGCUGUGUUCAUUGGAAAUGAAUUGGUUGGUGGUUCUAAUGAAAUCAUGAGUCUCAACAUCAGAGGCAAACUCAAGCAAUUGCUCAUUAGGGCUAAUGCAAUUUGGGUAUAGAAAUACUAAU
Molecule: messenger RNA, 319 nt
Organism: Nicotiana attenuata
Lineage: Eukaryota; Viridiplantae; Streptophyta; Magnoliopsida; Solanales; Solanaceae
Product: monothiol glutaredoxin-S2-like
Exons: 2
Coding region: 1-309 (102 amino acids)
Source: RefSeq, a predicted model, not a curated record